Messenger RNA from Trametes versicolor FP-101664 SS1, 609 nucleotides. RefSeq lists its product as uncharacterized. The transcript is spliced from 2 exons. The annotation marks the transcript as partial. NCBI's taxonomy places the organism in Eukaryota, Fungi, Basidiomycota, Agaricomycetes, Polyporales, Polyporaceae. The record is from RefSeq and is a predicted model, not a curated record.
AUGUUCGAGCGUAUCUACCACCAUUUCCUCUCUGCGCUGCAGCAGAAAGCAGACAUACGUCGAGUGACAUCCAAGCCGGACGCUCUGCGCUACCUCAGCAGCCCCUCUCCCCCUCACGCUGUGCUCCUUUGCGACGCUGCCAUCACCGAGAAGGAAUUCCGCGACGUUCUGGACCCACUGGUAUCCUACGUCAAGCGCGGAGGCACCGCCGUCUGCAUGGGGGUGUUCAGCGGUUGGGCUUCCCCGGACGACCUGACCGCGAUGUUCGCGACCUCGUGGGAUCUGCCAUGGAGCUUCGAGACCUACGGGCGCUACGACUGGGUGGUGAGCCCGUAUCCAAAGGGCCUGGAUGUCAAGGGCCUCGCGAAGGCAUACAACAUGAAGGCGGCAGUUCAUCUGAAAAAUGUGCCGCGCGAGUAUGCAGUGUAUCUCCCGACGCCCGCGUCGCGCCUGGAGUCGAUGGUGCACGCGUCUACGCCAAUCACAGGGGACAAGGCGAAGGAGAGUCCGGCGGUGUGGGCGCGUGUCGGCGACGGGUAUCUGGGGUACAUCGGAGACGUGAACGGGGAGCAGGGCACCACCCGACUCACGCUCGAGAUGUGUGAAGUG